Fusarium venenatum is the source of this 837-nucleotide messenger RNA. RefSeq names its product Alpha/Beta hydrolase protein. The record is from RefSeq and is a predicted model, not a curated record. NCBI's taxonomy places the organism in Eukaryota, Fungi, Ascomycota, Sordariomycetes, Hypocreales, Nectriaceae. Gene Ontology annotation, molecular function: catalytic activity.
AUGAAGACUGGGACUAUUACGACUAGCGACGGCGUCAGUCUGACCUACAACCAAACCGGUCCUGCGGCUGGCAAGCAGUUACUUUUUAUCCCUGGAUGGCGACAGGCUGCUGCAGAGUGGAAGAAGCAGGUCGAGUACUUUUCCCAGAAUGGAUUCAGAGUUACCACCUAUGACAUGCGUGGCCAUGGAGAGUCUGCCAAACCCGAAUUUGGCUACCGCAUUUCUCGCUUCGCAGCCGACCUGAACGACCUUAUCACACAAUUGCACCUCGAGGACAUUACUAUCAUCGGUCAUUCUAUGGGUUGCUCCGUCACCUGGGCUUUCUGGGAUCAGUACCCUACCUCCCACAAGUUUAUCCACAAGUUUGUCUUUGCUGAUCAGCCAGCUGACUUUGUGAUCGACCCAACCUGGCCUAAGGAAAAGGCUAAAGAGAUGAGUGCCAUCUUCACUCCCGAUGAAGUGUACCAAACCGCCACCGACAUGGCAGCCCAAGGCCCAGCUUUGGUCAAGAGCAUGUUCACCGACGAUCUCACCGAGGCUGAUUACAACUGGGUUGUUGAGCAAAACAAGAAGAUGAGCGAUAAAAGCGCUGGCACUCUCUUGAUUGAUCAUGCAUUCCGAGACUGGCGUGAUGUUCUUCCUCGCAUCAAUGUUCCUGCCUUGGUUGUUGCUGGAGAGCUUAGCAUUUUCCCCCAUCAAGGAGUAGAGUGUGUUGCAACCCAGAUUCCCUCUGCCCAGCACUAUACCUUUUCAGCCGAGGAAAAAGGUAGCCACUUUAUGUUUUGGCAAAACCCUGAGAAGUUCAACUCGUUGGUUAGAGACUUUAUUGAAGCGUAA